GUCUUUAAGUCUUCGUUAAAUGAGGAUAGAUUCAGUCGCGUUUUUCAUUGAAAACGUGGUGUGAUAUUUUAAGUGUACUUAGUUUUUGCCGUUAAUUUUAGUAUUUCUUUAUUGUUUAUUUAAAACAGGAUAAAUCGCUUACAAUGAAAGCUGUUGAGCGUAGAAAUCAGAUGACGACUCAGGUCCUACCAUUCCAGCUUCAAGCUGCAGAAGCUUCGACCCAUUUGGAUCAUAUGUGCGCUCUGGAUAUAGAUUCUCGCGCAUCCUAUGUCAGACUCAGCGGAAUUAUUUGUACCAUAGGGCCCGCUUCUAGAGACCCGGCCACUUUGGAGAAAAUGAUAGAGGUCGGUAUGAACAUAGCUCGUUUGAACUUCUCUCACGGUUCUCACGAAUAUCACGCCGAAACUAUCAAGAACAUUCGCGAAGCCGCCGCCAAUUACAGCAAGAAAAUCGGCCAGACUUAUCCAUUGGCUAUUGCUCUGGAUACCAAAGGACCAGAAAUAAGAACUGGCCUGUUAGAAGGGGGUGGUUCUGCCGAGAUUGAAUUGAAGAAAGGCGAAACUAUUAAACUUACCACAGACAAAGCCUAUGCCGAAAAAGGAAACAAGGACACAGUCUACGUUGAUUACGACAACAUCCAAAAAGUUGUCAAAGUCGGCAACAGAAUUUACGUAGAUGAUGGUCUAAUCUCUUUGGUGGUCGAACAAAUUCAAGGGUCAUUCUUGACGUGUACCAUCGAAAACGGUGGUUUGCUCGGCAGUCGUAAAGGUGUCAAUUUGCCCGGAGUCCCCGUUGAUUUACCUGCUGUUUCCGAAAAGGAUAAGUCGGAUUUGCAAUUUGGCGUCGAUCAAGAUGUAGACAUUAUUUUUGCCUCUUUUAUCCGGAAUGGUGCUGCCCUAACGGAAAUUCGAAACAUUUUGGGCGAUAAAGGCAAGAAAAUCCUAGUCAUUUCCAAGAUUGAAAAUCAACAAGGUAUGCAAAAUCUCGAUGAGAUUAUCGACGCUUCAGAUGGUAUUAUGGUAGCUCGUGGUGACUUGGGUAUCGAAAUUCCUACUGAAAAGGUAUUUUUGGCGCAGAAGUGUAUGAUCGCCAGAUGCAACAGGAAAGGAAAACCAGUCAUUUGCGCCACUCAAAUGUUGGAAUCUAUGGUUAAAAAACCAAGGCCUACCCGUGCCGAAUCGUCCGAUGUUGCCAACGCUAUCUUAGACGGUGCCGAUUGCGUCAUGUUGUCAGGUGAAACAGCUAAAGGGGAUUACCCACUGGAAUGCGUUUUGACCAUGGCCAACAUCUGUAAAGAGGCCGAGGCUGCAAUUUGGCAAAAGAGGCUCUUUAUCGACCUAACUACUCAGAUGUCACCUCCUGUUGAUGUGGCACAUACUGUCUCCAUCGCUACUGUAGAAGCCUCGACCAAGAGUUUGGCUGCGGCUAUCGUCGUUAUAACCACCUCAGGUAGAUCAGCUCAUCUCAUUUCCAAAUACAGACCCAGGUGCCCAAUUAUAGCGGUGACAAGGAGUGCACAGACAGCCAGACAGUCUCACUUAUACAGAGCCGUCUUACCUCUUGUCUUUGAACAGCCAAGAAUCGACGAUUGGUUGAAGGACGUGGACGCCAGGGUGAGCUGCGGAAUAUCCUUCGAUGUGUUAUAA
Sitophilus oryzae (rice weevil) is the source of this 1646-nucleotide messenger RNA. RefSeq names its product pyruvate kinase-like. Gene Ontology annotation, biological process: glycolytic process. Gene Ontology annotation, cellular component: cytoplasm. Lineage: Eukaryota; Metazoa; Arthropoda; Insecta; Coleoptera; Curculionidae. Bases 144 to 1646 code for a protein of 500 amino acids. The record is from RefSeq and is a predicted model, not a curated record. Gene Ontology annotation, molecular function: pyruvate kinase activity; potassium ion binding; magnesium ion binding. The transcript has 10 exons.